AUGAAGAUGAAUUUUGUAAGAACAAGGUGCCGUGACCCUUCGGGGGAGUCUCUGAGGCGCCUGGGCCUGUCAUUCCGAGACAGGCAACGGUCAGAUCCUCGGGGCACGACUCCACACGAUAGUUUGACGUUGAACACUUCGGGAAAACGCCACCAAGCGAUGCCCGGGGCGACGAACAUCAAUCAAACGUCUCCGCGCAUUGUG
Iphiclides podalirius (scarce swallowtail) is the source of this 204-nucleotide messenger RNA. The record is from the annotation of a GenBank genome assembly. NCBI's taxonomy places the organism in Eukaryota, Metazoa, Arthropoda, Insecta, Lepidoptera, Papilionidae.